Messenger RNA from Drosophila hydei, 1840 nucleotides. RefSeq names its product probable arginine--tRNA ligase, mitochondrial (gene ArgRS-m). Lineage: Eukaryota; Metazoa; Arthropoda; Insecta; Diptera; Drosophilidae. Gene Ontology annotation, cellular component: mitochondrion. The transcript has 4 exons. Gene Ontology annotation, molecular function: ATP binding; arginine-tRNA ligase activity. Bases 47 to 1762 code for a protein of 571 amino acids. The record is from RefSeq and is a predicted model, not a curated record. Gene Ontology annotation, biological process: arginyl-tRNA aminoacylation; mitochondrial translation.
AAAACUUUGCAACACUGCUAGAGACUAUGACACCCUGUGAAAUAAUAUGACCAGCGGAAUCCGGCGCGCAAUUUGUGAGCAACUGCCACAACUGAAAAAUAUAUAUUAUGCCUUGGAAGUACCUUCCAAAGUGCAACAAAAUGCCGCUACACGACCACUACUUCAAUGGAUUCUGCCGGCUGAUGUUGCACAACAUGAACAUGAAUUGUUGGAGUCGGUAAAAUCUCAACAAUUUGAUACCACGUUCGUUGAAGAGGUGCGUGUGGUUCCCCGUAUGGGCCGCGAGGCAGCCAAAGUGGAAUUCAAGUUACAACCCGAUGCAUUUACAGCCCAUCUUCUGCAAGCAGACACAUUCAGCCCAGUGGUGUCGCCGUUUCAUGAGGAACACGUUGUUGUCGAGUAUAGCUCGCCAAAUAUCGCAAAACCCUUCCAUGUUGGGCAUCUGCGGUCCACUAUCAUAGGUAACGUGUUGGCCAAUCUUCAUCAGCAUUUGGGUUACCGUACGACACGUCUUAACUAUCUGGGCGAUUGGGGUACCCAGUUUGGUCUGCUGGCGCUUGGCGUUCAAAUGGGCAGUGUUAGCGAUACUCAAAUGCGUGAGGCACCAAUUGAAACGCUAUAUAACGCAUAUGUAAUGGCCAAUAAAGUGGCCGCAGAAGAUCCAAAGCUAGCUCAAAGAGCACGUGAAUUGUUUACUGCGUUGGAAGCGGACACAGACUUAACUAUGUCCAGCGAAUGGCAGAAAUAUCGGAAAUAUACUAUAGACGAGCUCACAGGUGUGUACGAUCGUCUAGGAGUCCAUUUCGAUAGCUACGAAUGGGAGUCGCAGUACUCACAACGAGAUAUUGGAGAUGUCCUAGCACAGCUACGGUCAGCGGGGCUACUGCAAAGAGAACACGAUGGUCGUGAGAUUGUUGUCGUGGAUCAACGCCGUGUGCCUGUUAUAAAAAGCGACGGAUCUACCUUAUAUCUGGCACGUGAUAUUGCAGCAUUAUUAGAACGACAGAAGCGGCUGCAGUUCACGCGCAUGCUUUACGUAGUAGAUAAUGGACAGACGGAUCAUUUCAAUGCCCUGUUUAGUACGGCGACAGCGCUGGACGAAAGCUUCAAAGACAAACUGCAGCAUGUGAAAUUCGGACGCAUUCAUGGCAUGAGCACCCGUCAAGGCAAAGCUAUAUUUCUCCGCGAUGUGCUUAACGAGGCGCGUGACGUGAUGCGGGAGAAGCGCUGCAACAGCGCAACAACUAAAGUUAAUAGCAAACUUAAUGAUGAACACGUUUGCGAUAUUCUGGGCGUGUCGGCAGUGCUAGUGAACGUGCUGAAGCAACGCCGGCAAAGGGAUCAUGAAUUUAGCUGGCAGCAGGCGCUUCAGGUUAAUGGCGAUACAGGCAUUAAGCUGCAAUACACACACUGCCGUCUGCACAAUCUUCUAGAAAGUUUUCGACAUAUUGAGCUGGCGGAAAUAAAGCCCAGCUGGCAGCAUUUAACUGAAGAACCAUCAGAUGCGCUAGCUGUCGUUUAUGAGUUGGCGCGCUUUGAUCAGUGUGUUUGGCAGGCCAAGGAGCAGCUGGAGGCCCAUGUGCUCGUGAACUAUCUGUUUGGCUUGUGCAACGCAACCAGUCGUGCACUAAAACGAUUGCCUGUGAAGCAGGAGAAAUGCCCAGAUAAGCAAUCGCAACGUCUACUGUUGUUCCGUGCAGCUAAGCGAACGUUGCAGCAAGGCAUGCAGUUGCUGGGUCUCAAGCCCCUGAACCAAAUGUAGUAGACACUUUUGAUAUAAUUUAAUAUAGUUUUUUUUAUUGAACAUUGAAGGAGUAGAAAUGAAACGCGGCUUUGUAGU